This is a messenger RNA of Exophiala viscosa, 2928 nucleotides long. Its product is annotated as putative aminotransferase. Gene Ontology annotation, biological process: regulation of DNA-templated transcription. The record is from RefSeq and is a predicted model, not a curated record. Gene Ontology annotation, molecular function: DNA-binding transcription factor activity, RNA polymerase II-specific; transaminase activity; zinc ion binding. Gene Ontology annotation, cellular component: cytosol. Lineage: Eukaryota; Fungi; Ascomycota; Eurotiomycetes; Chaetothyriales; Herpotrichiellaceae. Bases 1 to 2928 code for a protein of 975 amino acids. The transcript is spliced from 10 exons.
AUGGCGAGUCUCGGAUAUAGCAGCGAUGCUCCUAGGCUCAACCCGAAGACAUUCGACAAGACUUUGUCUUCCCUGUCAGACAAUGUCGCCGUGACCGAGAUCAAAGACGACACCAGUGACAAGGAUGAAGUGGCAGAAACGACCACAACAGUAGCCCCAGUGCCGAACGUAUCUUCCGUUCUGCACACAAAGCUCGCAAGAAAACCCGCUACCGUGGUCAGGAGCCAGGGCAGUUUCCUCUACACGAGCGACGGAGCCGAGAUCUUCGAUGCCACCUGUGGCGCUGCGGUGACGUGCAUCGGGCACAAUGACAAACGAGUGCGAAAGGCUAUCGUGGAACAGCUGGACAAGGUGGCUUACAUCUACUCGCCUUUCUUCACCACCGAAGCCGCCGAGCAGCUGGCUACCGAACUCACGGCCUCAACUGGGGGCAAGAUGUCCAAGGUCUUUAUUGUCAGUUCAGGCACUGAAGCAGUUGAAGCUGCUUUGAAGAUGGCUCGUCAAUAUUUCACGGAACUUGCUCAACCACAGACGCAGAGGACCAAAUUCAUCGCCCGCAAACAGUCUUACCACGGCAACACGUUGGGGUCUUUGUCCGUGGGAUUCCACCCCGGACGCCGCGCGGUCUACGAGUCCAUCCUGGCCCAAAACGUCUCGCAUGUCUCGCCGUGCUACCCUUACAGAGGGAUGAAAACCGGUGAAAGUGAGCAGGCCUACGUUGCGAGACUGGCGCAAGAACUCGAGGACACAUUCCAAGAAUUGGGUCCUGACACGGUGUGUGCCUUUGUGGCUGAGACCACCGCCGGCAUGACUCUGGGCUGUGUACCUCCCGUGCCGGGCUACCACAAAGCCAUGAAAGAAGUGUGCGAACGACACGGUGCCUUGUACGUCCUUGACGAAGUCAUGUCGGGAAUGGGUCGAACGGGCACGCUCCACGCCUGGGAACAAGAGGGUGUGGUUCCUGACCUGCAAACUGUUGCCAAGGGUUUAGGCGCAGGCUAUGCCCCGAUCGGAGCUUUGCUGGUCGGCGAGAAGGUGGUCGACGUUGUCACCCACGGCACAGGAAGCUUCGUCCACAGUCAGACUUACCAGGGUCAUCCCAUCGCGUGUGCCGCCUCGAACGAGGUACAACGCAUCAUCCGAGAGGAAAAUCUGCUCCAAAACGUCCGGGAGAGGGGAGAGCAGCUAGAGAAACUUCUCCAGCAGCGUCUGGGUGACCACAAGAACGUUGGUGACAUUCGUGGUCGUGGUCUCUUCUGGGGUGUCGAACUUGUCAAGGACAAGGCAACAAAAGAGCCCCUUGCCCCGAGCGAGCAAACGACGGGCAAAAUGCACCAGAUUGGCAUGCAGACCGAAUAUGGAAUCUCCUUGCUCCCUGGCAGCGGGACCAUAGAUGGCAAGCAGGGUGAUGUAAUUGUUCUUGCUCCCGCGUACAACAUCACAUCCGACGACGUCAGCCUCAUCGUCGAAAGGCUCGAGAAAGUGAUCAAAGCGGUUUUGGGCAAGCCGAAGGAGACACGGCCCAACGCAAUUGACGCGCCUGAGGCUGAAUCAGGAACGUCUCGACCCUCCUAUCUAAUCUUCGCCGCAAUGUUGCUCAUUUUAUGUCAUGACCUCCACCGGCGGAAAGUGGUUGAACUGGCCAUCUUGUUUACUCUUGGGUCCAUAUCUGAGAAUGAGGUUGGUGCCAUAGGCUGCUUUGAAUGCUCUCGACGUCGCAUUGAUUGUGAUCGAGGAACGCCCGAGUGCCAAAAAUGCCUGCAAAGGGGCCUUGCAUGCAGCGGGCUCGGCACCAGAUAUCGUUUCAAUGAUGGCCUUGCAUCGAGGGGAAGACUGGUGGGCCAGAAAUUGCCCACUACAUCCAGGCCAAACCAGGGAAGAACAGCAUUAGUCUCGGAUGCUAAUCUCUCUAUCGACGAAGGCCACAAUGAUGUUGAAGAGAUUAGCCACGACGAUGCGGCCCUCGUCCUAACCCAGCCGAUGCCAGACCAUCUGGACGCGGCCACGCGAUCAUUGUACACAUAUUUUGCAAUCAAUAUCGCUCCCAUCAUGGCAGUCAUCGACCGCGGUUUCAAUGGGUAUCGAGACCUCAUUCUCCCGCUGGCGGAAUACGACCCGCUGGUUCAAAAGGCCGUCGUCGUCGCCGCGACCGAACAUCUGGCCUCCAAGCUGGCGAGAUACGUCUUACCCAACCCCAACACCUACAAUAGCGUCCUCUGCGGGCUUCGUCUCCGAUCACAGACAAUGGUUCCCUACAAAGAUGACAUCAGUAUGACCACCCUACUUCUCCUGCUUGUUUGCGAGAUGAUAUCGGGAGGAGACAAGUUCACACAAAUAUACGGCAUAAUGAGGGGUUUGAUUCGUAGCGCCGGAGCCAACUUGCAGUUCUCAUCCUCUCGCUUGGGACAGUUUGUCGAGAUUCAAACACUCAGAGUCCAACUCAUUGCCGAAAGUCUCUUCAACGAAGCCGAAGGCUCCAAUUUCGUCCACGUCCAGCUGGAGAAGAGUCUGGAAUUUCUUCGAUACUGUCAGUCACUUCAUCCGGAGCAUAGUGUCUUGAUGUCCCUGUUGUUCGACAUCAUGACGCAGGCGUGCCGCCUCUACGUCCUCCGAGCGAGUACCGACCCUCCGCUGUGCGACACGGUCCAGCUCGUCGAAGACUUCAAGCAGCUCGCCGAGAAAGUCGCCGACUACGAGCAUGUCGUCGGCCACCACUUGCUCCUUUGGCCGUACUUCGUGGCUGGGGCCGAAAGCUCCACGAUUCCCCACCGAAGGUAUUUCUCCCAGAAGAUGCAGGCCAUGUAUCGGACGACAAGAUGCGAGAAUACGUUGAAGGCCAUGCAUCAGUUGGAUCGGAUUUGGGAGGCGCAGUCUACCACUCGCUGGACCAGCCUGCUGGGAGGCCCUGGCCAGGUUUUCAUCAUGUAG